Molecule: messenger RNA, 2192 nt
Organism: Coregonus clupeaformis (lake whitefish)
Lineage: Eukaryota; Metazoa; Chordata; Actinopteri; Salmoniformes; Salmonidae
Exons: 11
Coding region: 222-2192 (656 amino acids)
Source: RefSeq, a predicted model, not a curated record
AUAUUUAAGGGACACAAACUGAAAUAGCUGCCGAACUGCACCUCCAGCCUACCAAAGAGUUAAGGACUAUUUCGUGCAGCGGUAAGCAGGAAGGUGAUUCACAGAAAAGUUGACAUGUCAUUUUACUCAGAUGAUGUGAUAAUUAUGUGCCUGAAGGACCGGUAGUAUCCCCAACCUACACAGCCAAGCGGGACAGUAAACGAACUAGCUGUGACUGAACCAUGGAGUCCAGAUCGCUGUGUGAGAAACCAGACUCCAAGAGCUCUCUACCCUGUCCCUCUCCACCAGACUCUGACUUGGGGGAGGACACAGAGACAGAAGGGUGUGGGAGAGACAGGGACAGGGAGGACAUGUCCCCAGGGGGACAAGGACAUAGAGACCAGGACAGGUCAUACUCGGAGUCCAGCUCACCUGUCGAUGUCAUCAACACGACAGACAGCAAAGACAUGCCCGAUGACCUGACCAGUACAAACAGCAAAGAUGGCUCCCAUGUCGUCAAAUGGACUGUCAGCAUCGUUAUAGCCAUUCCCAAAGGUGAAGAACCCUGUCCUGUAGCUGAGCCGAUCGUCUUAGUGGAGAAGCCCAAACGUGUUCUGUCCAGUGGAGUGGUGGCCCCUAAAGCCCAGACCUACUACCAUAUAGAGUACAACCUGCUGCCUGGUGACCAGGACCCUGUUAAAGUAGACCUGGUGAUGUUCGGCCUUGCCGCUAAGAUCUACAUGGAGAAUGAGACCAAGGUGUUGAAGCCGUGGCAUGAAGGGGACCAGGUGUGGUUAGGCUGGUCCCAGUCUGUAAAGGUUAGGGUCACCAGAGAGCUGCUCAUUAAACUGCUGUCUCAUAAAAUCACCUUCAAAAUCUGGGACACCAAGGACAGAUGCUCUGCUAAGGCCAGAUAUGACCGACCCAAAGCCUUCCAGCUGCCACAGGCUAAACCAGGGGAAGACCAAGACCUAGGUGGGACAAAGAGCAUGGUGUACAAGUUGAGAAUUAUGUUUGAGAAGAAGAAUCCCAGGACCAGAUCGUCCAAUAAGAGAGAAGAUGCCUUGUCCAUGGACUUCAAGAGGUUCUCUGAGCUCCACUGUGCUACAGUUGAAUCCAAGGCAUCCACCACGGAGGUGACAGCCAGUGAGAAGGUCUCCUCCUCAGCUGCCCUCAACACAGGAUCGCUGGUCUCAGUCACAGAACAAUGUGGAGCCAGAUCAGUGGAACGGGACUUGCAGGCAGUCGACUCAAAGAGCACCAAACUUGAUGGCCCAGUGGACCAGGAGAAGGAGAAGGAUUCCACUUCAUCAAAACCAGGCCAGAAGAAAUCAGCUCUGGACCAGUCCUCCAAAGCCACAAAAGAAACCAGCAAGACAACUGUCCCUCCUAUGAAGACUGGUUCAGUAAAGGACCAGUUGGUGGUGCCUGGGAAGAAGGCGCUCAUCAAGACGACCCAGGAGACUGCUGCUCACACUGAGCACAUCAGGAGGAACGGAGUGGCAUCACUAGAACUCAGCUACGUCUAUCUCCUGGCAGGAGACCAGUGUCUGUCUGACUGCCUGGUGACGUGUUCCUCUGGGGUGAAUGAGGGUCUGUGUAGCAUCAGUCUGGACCGACCUCUGAUCUCUGAGAAGCUGAAGGCUGAACUGAACCCUCUGGUCAUCACCAUCCUGUCAGCCUCCUCCCUGCCAUCAUCCCCUGUCCCCUUCCAUGUCUUAGAGGUGAUAUACACUAACAUCCUGUCAGCCUCCUCCCUGUCAUCAUCCCCUGUCCCCUUCCAUGUCUUAGAGGUGAUAUACCCUAACAUCCUGUCAGCCUCCUCCCUGCCAUCAUCCCCUGUCCCCUUCCAUGUCUUAGAGGUGAUAUACCCUAACAUCCUGUCAGCCUCCUCCCUGCCCUCCCAGCCUGCCCCCUUCCAUGUCUUAGAGGUGAUAUACCCUAACAUCCUGUCAGCCUCCUCCCUGCCAUCAUCCCCUGUCCCCUUCCAUGUCUUAGAGGUGAUAUACCCUAACAUCCUGUCAGCCUCCUCCCUGCCAUCAUCCCCUGUCCCCUUCCAUGUCUUAGAGGUGAUAUACACUAACAUCCUGUCAGCCUCCUCCCUGCCCUCCCAGCCUGUCCCAUUCCAUGUCUUAGAGGUGAUAUACCCUAACAUCCUGUCAGCCUCCUCCCUGCCAUCAUCCCCUGUCCCCUUCCAUGUCUUAGAGAGGUGA